This is a messenger RNA of Sparassis crispa, 192 nucleotides long. RefSeq lists its product as hypothetical. NCBI's taxonomy places the organism in Eukaryota, Fungi, Basidiomycota, Agaricomycetes, Polyporales, Sparassidaceae. The record is from RefSeq and is a predicted model, not a curated record. The transcript has a single exon. The coding region runs from base 1 to 192 and encodes 63 amino acids.
AUGAUCAACACCAUCGGACCCAUCAUACGCAUGAUCAACAUGCUCAUAGAGGCCAACACCGCUCUCACUCUCAUUCGGAGGAGCGCGAUACGGCCCUCAAGAAGCCGGGGUUCCGCGAUGGCUGCAUUCCUGAAGGCGACGCUAAGGCUGCUGACUAUGAACCUCACAUCAAGAAACUCAUUCUCCGUGUGA